Molecule: messenger RNA, 6576 nt
Organism: Biomphalaria glabrata
Lineage: Eukaryota; Metazoa; Mollusca; Gastropoda; Planorbidae
Product: mediator of RNA polymerase II transcription subunit 11-like
Exons: 3
Coding region: 84-590 (168 amino acids)
Biological process (GO): regulation of transcription by RNA polymerase II
Cellular component (GO): mediator complex
Molecular function (GO): transcription coregulator activity
Source: RefSeq, a predicted model, not a curated record
CUAGUUAACGAGUAAGAAAGUGAAAGGGACAAAUCAAAGCUGCUGAAAGCUUUAAAAUAAUUUAAUAAAAGAUCCUAGCAGCAAUGUCGUCAAACCUAAUGGUCGGCGCUCCGAGAGAAAAAUUACUAGCUUUAGAGAAAAUAGAAAAAGAUAUUGCGGCGGCGCUUCAAUCAGCAGGUCAAGCACUGCAGGAACUAUCGAAAGAUAAGCCAGCCCUCAAGCAUGUAGAGUCUCAUUCCUCAAAUUUUUUGAAGACAUUGCAAGAAAUUGAAAAUGGUCUCAGUCAACAGAUCACUUACUUAAGCCAAGUCACCACAGGUCAAGCUCAUGAAGGCUCUUCCUACGCUUCACAAAAAGAUCAUCACAUGUCUCUGCACAGGCUUGAACAUGUGAAGAGCCGCCUGGGAGAGCUGGAGAAGAUCAAGCAGGAACAUUUGCGCCAGAAACAUUCCGGCAUCAUUCGGACAUAUUCCUUGCCAGAGCAAUCCCAUCAACCCCACACACCUCAGCAACAGCAGGCAUUGACGCCCCAGCCGCAGCAGCAACAAAAACAGAGAGAUCAGCAAAGAGAACAGCAGGCUCAGCUGUAGGCAGAAUAGUUGUGAAUUUAUCCUUUGCUCAGCUUUAGUGAGGAACACAAGUACUGCAUUCUGAUCUUAUCUGUAGCCAGGACUAUAGUGACCACAUUCAGUACUCUUUGGUAGCCAGGGCAAUGUGACUACAUUCUGAGGUUAGGUGUGGAACUAGCAGCAGUUACUGCAUUCUGUAUUCAGAUAAAGUCUGGACUAUACUGGCUACAACCUGUACAUAUAGGUAUAUUACAUUCUAAUAUAUCUUUGCUGUACACAAAUUUCUGAGUGUCUAAUUUUUAUGUUUUCUAUGAAGGAACACUUCUUGAAAGGGGAUUACUAUUUUUUUUUCAUAUUGACAUAUUGCUAAGUGAAUGAUGAAUGGAAGAAUAUUUUUUUUUCUCCCACUAAUGAAUUUAUAUAAUAUUGUAAUAUAUUUUUAAAUGUCAAAUCUCUUAAUAUUUGUAAUGAAAUGACAAAUACUAGAAAACCUGGCUUGAGUGGGUCUUAAGAAAUUUCAUAUCCUAAUAGGCAAACUUUGUCAGUAGCUAUCAUACUUUUGUCUUCAUUAAACGUGAUCCCAUACUUUCUAGAAGCAUCUAGAAAUCUUUGCAGAUUCUCAUUGUGCGACUCUUUAUCAUGACCACAUACUGUUACAUUGUUCACCUAUGCAAAGGUGUCUUGCAACUUUUCAUUCUCAAUAAUUUGAUUUUUUGUUCUCUGAAAAAAUGCAACUCCAUUGGUAACACCAAAAGGGAUGCGACAGACCUGUGAUAGAGUUUGCCACAUGCCUCAAAUGCAGUAAAUGGCCUUUCCUCAGUUUUGAUUGGUAUUUGAUGGUAGGCACUUUUGAGGUCUAGUUUUUUUUUAUGUCAUUCGUUUGUUGUCACAAGCACCUGGGCUCUCAUGGAGACUUUGAGGGUUCAAUGAUUUUGUCCGCGAGGAGUUUUCUCACUUCAGGCUCAAUAAAUUUGUUAUCACCAUUGAGUGCUUUCGGGACUAGUAACCACUGGUCUGCAGUCAGAAGUUAGAUUACUGAAUAGGCGAGGUGUUUCGACUCGGGCUGCCUUAAGACCACAGAUGUGUAAAGAAUUACGUUUUCCUCCAUACUGUAUGGUUAAUUCCCGAUGAAGACUUUUAAAGUCUACACCAAGUAUUACAUCUGAGUACAAUCCAGCAAGUAUAGAAAGUUUGACCUUUUCGUAGUGUUCUCCCUUGUAUUGGACAUCAGCAAACUGAGUGUCUUUUCAGAAAGAUAUGUUGUGGCCAUGAAUGUAUAUAUAAUAAGGGUGCACUGGCCAUUUAUUUUACUUGACGAUGUCUUCUGAUCUGUAGCUUCCAGUAUCUAUGAGAGCUUGCAACACUAACUUAUUGGCGUUCACUUGGGCCGUGCAGCUAUGGUGGCUGUUGUUUUACUUGAUUUACAUACAGUUUGGAAGUGUCCUUUUUUACCGCACUGAUGACAAAAUUCAUUUCGAGUAGAGCAUUCAGUCAUAGAGUGUCUCCUUCUACCACAGAAGUAGCAUAGCCACUUAAUGGCAUUCAAUUCCUGGUCUUCACUAGAUAUUAAUUUUCUAGACGGGAGUGAGUUUGCAUUUUCAUCGCCCCACAAGAGAUUUCAUUUGUUAAAUUGUAAGCCUGCGCAUGCGUUGUGGCUGUUUCUAACACUCUAGCUUCAUCAUAAGCGCUUUGUAGAGUAAGAGAUGUCUUUUCCAGUAGCCACUGUUUAAUAGUGUUCGAUGCCAGCCCAGUUAUAAAGGCAUCUCUAAUACAAAUGUCUCUGUGCUGUUCUGCAGUUACUUCUUUAAAGUCACUGUCCCGGGCCAGGCUUGACUUGACUGUUUUGGCCGGCUGCUAUUCAUCCAUCCAUCCCAGUGGCGCUACAGCCCAUGGAGGGCUCUGGCCUGCUUCAACACAUCCUUCCAUUCAGAUUUCUCCUGGGCCUUUCCUCCCCACGCCCUAACCCCAAGCUGCUUCAGAUCUGCUACACAUCAUCAAUCCUUUGCCCGGCUGCUGUUUACAUGAAAUGUGUCAUACCAGUGAGUCCAUUUUUCUGAGGCCAGAGGAGCAUUUGGAUCAAUGUCCAACUCUUUCGGUCUAGAUGUAAUUUAUCCAUUGUUGAUUAAAACUUCCAACACAAAUCCAGACACAUAUUUAUGUUGAAUAAAUUGUAAUGAAAUAACAAAUACUAGAAAACCACUAUCUUAGCUUUAAUCAACAAGAUUAGGCUAUAGUAAACAGUGAACGAAAACAAACAGGUCUCACAUGACAUUUUUGAAGUAUUAUGAACACACACUCUGGAAUGAUCUUCUGACACGCUGGACACACACAGAAAAUAAACUCAGCUAGAGUACAAUUUUUUUAUUUUUAAUGAACACACAAAAUGCUAUUUAAUUACUCUGCUACUUUAAAAUUUGGAAAGUCCCAAGAAAAAGCCAUAUUACUUUUAAGUCUGAAUAAGAAGCUAUAUUAAUUUAAAGUUAAGGAACAUAUUUUUAGCCAUUUAAUAAAUAAUGAUAAACAGUAUAUUUUGAAUGUUUUAGAAUUAGAAAUGAAUACUCAAAGUGAUGCAUUGCAACAUUUUAUUUUUUUGUGAGUCUUUUGCAACCAUAAUAUUGUUAAGCAGACAAAAGUGGGGUACUAUGAAAUGUUUAACUUAAUUCAAUGAAAUGAAAACACUAAUACCGUACAUUAAUGAUGACUUUUCCUUGUAAAUCUGAAGAAAACAGCCUUUUGCAAUGUCUAUACCGGUAUAGAGCAUAGUGUGUUGUCAUUGCCCAAUGACCAAUUUUAUUUUUUUCCUCUUUAUCCUAUUUAAUGACAUUAUCAUUUUUUUUUAGGAGGACUUAAAUAUAAUGUGACUUUUUGUAGGGUGACUUGAUGAAUCAUUGAAUUGCCUUUUUUCCCCACGUUUGCCAUUUUUUAAACCAUGCAAUAUAAAGUGAUGUUAGCUUCCCUCAGUAUUUGUUAAAAUAUUCUGAAACACUAGUUUCUGGUAUCUCAGAAGUAGGGUACUGUUUACAACUAGAAGAGAAAGCUAAUUUUGUGUUGAUAGAUGUAAAUAAAAUUAUAGCUUUUAUAUAGCGCUACUUUCAUGCUUAUAGCAUGCUCAGAGCGCUAUGGUCCAAUCUCAUUUUUUGGACCAGUGUACCUCGGAGAAGGUUUUUCCAUGCUGCCUUUAGGCACUCAGUAAACACAACUCUGUUCGAGUCAGGUGUCGAACCUUGAGCCCCCUUAAUUGGUAGCCAAGCCAAGUUCAAGCGUACUUAGCCUCUCGACAGCACAUCCCCCUAAAUGACACAAAUAAAUGAUUAUUAUUAAAACAGCUUCAGUGUUCAUUUCAUGUUCAGCUAUUGCUGGCUGUUUAAUUCUCUCUGACACUUGAGAAUCAGCUGCAUUUUUUCUUAUUGAUGUUGCCACUCUUGAAAUAUGUUUUUUUGUGUGGCUUUUAGUAUAUUAAUUAAUAUUAAUUAGAAGGCAUUUUGUAAAUAAAUCCAGCCAGUCUUGCAGAGUUCUGAUACAUUUACAUUUGUUGUAAGGAAUAGCCAUAGAGAGAUAACUUCUCUGGAUGACUCAUACAUAUUAUUGUUGUUGCCUCCCUCUUUUGCCUGAUACUUUGAUGCCAACUUGUGUUUUUCCUUUGUUUCACUAUCAUAUUUUUCUACUUCUAGAAGUUAGCUAUUUUAAUGUCUAUCCAAAAAAAAAAAAAAAAAAAAAAAGAAACUUUAUAUAAUAGUAUUAAAGUUAAAAUGUAAAGUUCCUUGCAUGGCCUUACAGAUUACAGAGAAUAUGAAAUUGAAUCACUUAUUUGUAUUUAGGUUUACAAAGAAGUGUUAUUUAAUUAAUUUUAAUUAAUUUUUAAGUCAUUGGUUAAUAUGCAUGGCGCGUAGGACGUAAUUAUCUUCUUUUUUGAAGUAACGUCUGUAUUAUAUAAGAUUCGCUAAGCUUAAGUAGUGCUAAAUUGUUUGAAUACCUUAUUGUUAUCCAAUAUUUUAUAGCUGCAAAAUGCCGAUUUAUUUUCUUUCUGUCAGUUUCCUUUGGUGUAAUAAUUUUAACGCAGGUCUUAUUGUACUUUACGGGCAUUUACUCAUGGGAUAAAUUCAGUGGGCAGUGUCCAAAAUCCCAUUUUUUUAUGUUGUCACUGUUGGUCCACAGCAUGCAAAGCGAUUGCGUUAGAAGUGAACAUUGCUGCCAUGUUAUUGGUCAUGUUGAUAUUAUUUAAGGUGAAUAAGCAUCUUUGUUUAAAUUAAUUGUUUAAAAAUAUUGUAUUUGUUCACUACUUCUUACUGCUAGCAGUACUAAACCUAUAAUUGCAUACAGUGACACUGCAAGAAAUUAAGUAGCUGGACACUAAGAAUUUUAUUAGGUAGAACUAAUUAAAACAUCUCAUGUUUCUAAAUUUAAAAUAUUAUGUUUUCUGUCAUCAUCACAGCCUUUAUCAUAUCUCGUGCAGAUGUUGUAUUAAAUAUUUUGAUUUCAUCACACCAAAGUGUUUCAUUUUGUGACUGUCAUAGAAUCAUGAAGCUCGGUUGCUUUUAAUAACUCAGAUUUAAUUGUAUUAUGGUAUUGUCUUACAAAGCUUAACCAUUAUCAAAUUAAAUGUAUAUGUAUAUUCAAUAGAAUGCCCGAAACAUCCAGGCAAAGUGAGAAAUAAUUUCUCCAUUUCUUACUUUGCCUAGGGAUUGUAUAAAAUGUUAGGAAUUCUAAAGAAAGUGUUAAUGACAAUUUAAAGUAUUUUAUUAAUAAUAUUGUUACGAAUCUCACUAUGCAGCCUCUCUGCAAACUGCACCAUACACCACCAACUUAAAGAACUUGACAACUCAGGGCUCCAAAGUAACGUAACACUUUAAUAGUUGAAUAAAUAACAGCCGAUACUGUACAAUUGGCAGCAAGUAACACAAGACUGUACAAAUAUCUCUCUGAUAUCACCGUACCGCCGUAUCAACUCUUGCACUGGUCUCUCCGUCUAGUUCCAGGCUUGCCCUGGGUUCAACAGUUCAGGACUGACUUCACACACUAGGCUCGUUGUGUCGGACUCGAUCACAGACCAAGAUCAAGACGCCAGUCGUCUCAACUGUACUUGACAGUACUCCGCACUGAACCGCCAUAAUGCUCCGUACUGAACCACACCGUUGAACUGUGCUGUAGUGAACCUUCUGUCGUGAACCCCUUUUCUGAACCGUCUUGACUGCGACACCUCUGCUCUUAUAUAGGGUCCCUACUGGCCUUCUCGAACCGGACAGAACGCCGCUCGACGUUUCUAGGGAGUCAGAUGACUACAACUCUCGUGACGCUCCUGAGCUCUGUUCACGAUGUCGGUCCUUCCCGAACCAUCAUGUUGACACUCGUCUCGGCUGACCGUCGUAACUCGUCACGGUUGACCGCUCCUCUAGCGCUGGCCUGGGGCAAUUUGCGUCGCUGACUACACUCACACCACUACCCCCAUUUAUGCCGCCACUAGGUUUAUAACAAUAUUUUAAUAAGUAUGUUUUUAAUUACAAUCUUCUAGGUGUGCAUGCUUCAUACAACUUAAUUAUACUAGUACUAGGUAAAAAGUUGAUGUUUCAUAUUGUUUGUAUGAAAGGCGAAAGUAAUGUAAUCAAGGCAAAUACAACUACUAAGAAGGAAUCACUUUACUAGAUAUUGACAAAGCUGAAAACACAUUUUUUUGUGAUGAGUCUUUAGUGUAGUUCAUUUUUUGUUUGAAAUAGUGACACAUAUUUCGCUAUAAAAAAAGUGCUCAUAAACAAAAUAAUUAAUUUUAUAGCCUAGGACUUUCAUUUUUCAUUAAAUACUUUGAAAGCCUAGUUUUUAAAGUUCACUUUGUCUCGUUUUUAUUUUCUGUCCUCCUUGGUGAGGUUUUAUCUCUUUUACUGUCCUCCUGUGGGUUUGAACGCUUCCUAGUAAGCCUCAGUGGGACUCACUGCAUGUUUUCUCAACAUAAGAUAAUUUAUAUGAACAAGGGAAAAGUUGGAAAUGCAAUAAAAACGUGUACAAAUAGAAUAUG